CUGACGUCGUUGAACGCCGGCCCGUGACGUCACCCCGCCGUGACGCGUACGCAGUGGGAAAACUAUAAAGAUGAGUGUCAUACAUCAUCCAGUAUGGAAGUUUCAGAAGUUGGAAGACAUUUGCUAAGUGAAGUUACUUAAACCUGGCAUCUUCAGCAGUAAUUUCAGCCACUCUGCAUUUAAUGGAAGAAGACCGUCAUCUGCUCAUUACAUGUCUAACUCAAAAUAGUAGGUUUAUAUUCUUUAGAGUCAAUUUAUCAAAUGUAUUUGAAAGAUGAUUCACCAAGGCCCUUGGAGUAAUGCAAUCAAGAUAGAAGCGAGCCCUGCCUUUAUAGAGAUUUGAGUCUGUUGGAGAAGACAGAUAUUCAGUUACAUCAAUGUAAGGAUGAUCUGCAUCGGGAAAAGAGAACCAAAUUGUAGGAGGGCAACAUAGCAUCUCAGGACUUCAGCUCAUCUGGUUUGUUUAUAUGGCGGAUUGCAUUGAUGGAUUUUGUAUAUUGAACCAUCCUUGCAUCCCUGGAAUGAAGCCUACCUGACCUUGGUGGAUGAUGUGUUUGAUGUGUCCUUGGAUUCGGUUUGAUAUUGAUUUCAGCCCUGAUUGGAUUAUUUCCUGCCAUCUACUACUCUUGGGAAAGUUACCGUUGAAGUCAUCUACAUCAUAAUGCAGAAUUCUUCAUUGGUACCAGCAAAAGAUCAAGGUGAAUCAAGCAUCCCUUCUGGAACAACACAGAGUGGGAAAAGUUUACAGAACAAGAGUCAGUUUAGGACCAUCGCACCCAAAAUUGUGCCUAACGUCCUAACGUCCAGCGUGCUACCCUGUCCUUCCUCACUUCCUGACCAAGAGAGUCUAGCUCUAACCACCAAGCCUCUGGGUGUGCCCACUCAGAACUAUGCUCUGAUGCAGGUGGCCGGCCAGGAGGGCACAUUUUCUCUUGUUGCUUUGCCAAAUGUUGCCUCAGCUCAGCCAGUUCAGAAGCCCAGGAUGUCCCUACAUGAAAACUUUAAACUGCCAAUUCCUCGAUACCAGCCACUAAGUAGCAAAGAAUUCAGGAAGAAACAGGAUCUGGGCUCUCUCCAGAGUGGCUGCAGCAGACCUCCUGGCCCAGCCCAGAUGUUCCAGAUGUCCCCACACGCCCAUCCUGCACUGCCUCACAAACCCAGCCUGUUGAAGCAAUUGCUCACUUUUGAACCUUCCCCCACCCAUAUCAACACAGCUACACUGACAAGGGGUUUUGGCCGAGGAGAUUCGAAUCCUCUAGUGACUGAUGGCUGUGGAGAUCAGGAGCUUCCUGCCACUCCAUCAUCGACUCCAGAGGAGUCCUCUGACCUGCAGAGCCUCGCAGCGGUUAUGCAGAAGGCCAGGAAGGAGGUGCCUGCCAAGCCUGCCACCGCUGGCAGAGAACGCAGAGAGCAGACGGCCUCUGCACACGCUGGCUGCAGCAGGGCGGUGCCGCUGACCUCCGGAGUGCCCAAGGGCAAACUGCCCGUCCUGCCCUUCUCAAGAGUAAGAACCGUGGAGGUAGGCAAAGUGGAGUCAGAUGCGGACACUACAGACGUCUCUACCCCCGGAUGCGGGGCACACUGUGAGGAGAGACUGUCUGUCACAGAGAGGUUCGAUGCAGCCACCAAGGUAGCCAGCGUGAUACCUGCACUGCACGGGUCACAGCCGAGUGCGAGUGAACGUGCCUUCUGCCCUGUCACCAAAGUAGAUCUCGGCCGCAAAGCAAACGCCAGCAGUGGGUUAGCAAAGAGAAGAGGAAGGAAAUGGAAAGUGCCAGAUGAGAUUUUAGCACUGCAGGGUAAGAGGAGGAAAUGCAGGAAUAGUAUGUGUGGAGACAGUGUAGAAAGAGCGAGAACCAGUCCCCAGGAACCCAGAGACCAGAAGCCCAGGGCCGCUUCAAGAAAGUAUCGUCACAUCAUGCCCAAGCCUGUCCUCGUCCUGUCCACCUUGGCGCCCCUGGCAUCUCCCUCGGCCGUGCUGCAGGCCCAGGCUCCCAGCAGCCUAGGUCAGGACGUGCUGGCCAACGCCCUGCGUCUGAACGGCCUCGACCCCAGGCCGAGCCCUGCACCCAAGCCCAGCUCUGCGCUUAGAAGCGGCUUCUCUGCCAUUAAGAAGCCCUGGCACAUGUGCCCUGUCUGCAACCACCACUUCCAGUUCAAGCAUCACCUUCUGGACCACAUGAACAUACACACCAACAGACGGCCUUAUAGUUGUGGGAUCUGCCGCAAGACCUACGUCCGUCCCGGCAGCCUGAGCGCACACAUGAAACUCCACCAUGCCGAGAAUCGCCCCAAGAAGCUAGUGUGCUGUGAGUUUUGUGCCAAAGUAUUUGGUCAUGUCCCAGUCUAUUUCGGCCAUCUGAAGGAGGUGCACAGGGUUGUGAUCAGCACAGAGCCCUCCUCCAGUGAACUGCAGCCAGGAGACACACCAAAGAACAAGGACCGAGAUGCCGGUGUGCAAGGACCAGACGGCCCACUGGAGAGGGAAACCAAGUCAAGUUUGGAAGAAGAUUUCCUUCUAAACCAGGCAGAUGAAGUCAAAUUGCAAAUUAGAUGUGGCCGUUGUCAGAUCACUGCUCAGUCCUUUGCUGAAAUCAAGUUUCAUUUACUUCAUGUUCAUGGGGAGGAGAUUCAAGGCCGGCUUCAAGAGGUGAUCUUACCGGGCAGCAGGCCUGGCACUGCCCACCAGAAGCUGCACCCGGACAGAAGGAAGCAGGUGAUGCCCUGCGCCUCUGUGGAGGACUUCCCAGCAUUUCCCAAAGUGCGAAGACUGCCGGCCCCUCAUCAGCACAGAGAGGAGGUCCUGGCAGAGAGCGAGGGUGCCCGGUGGGGAAGGGGUGGCCCGCAGCCCUCCACCACGCUCUUCUGGUCCCGCUCCGGCUUCAACUGCCUGCUCUGCGCCCAGAUGCUGGGGCGGAAGGAGGACCUGCUUCUUCACUGGGUACACCAGCACAACUGCGAGGACCCCACCAGACUCUGGGCUCUCCUGGGGACACUCUCCAACCAGGGCGCUCCCGAGCCCCCGUGAGGCCAGGCAGUGACCACCCCUCCGUCCCUCCCUUUCUGUGGGUGUUUAACUGUAAGGCUCCAGCGCUCCAGGGCCAACGCUAGUGGGCAGAGGGAAUUUUUGUGCAUAGUUUUAUUUUCUUAAGAAAUAAAGAAUGUGCCCUGAUGCAGUUUUCUAACGUAUGUAGUCUCACUUUAAAAUGCUGUGCAGUCUCUAACACCAUAGACUUAUUUAUAAGAAAUAAAAAUAUCAAAA
Messenger RNA from Psammomys obesus (fat sand rat), 3262 nucleotides. RefSeq names its product zinc finger protein 438 (gene Znf438). Gene Ontology annotation, cellular component: nucleus. Bases 662 to 3028 code for a protein of 788 amino acids. The record is from RefSeq and is a predicted model, not a curated record. Gene Ontology annotation, biological process: regulation of transcription by RNA polymerase II. The transcript is spliced from 9 exons. NCBI's taxonomy places the organism in Eukaryota, Metazoa, Chordata, Mammalia, Rodentia, Muridae. Gene Ontology annotation, molecular function: sequence-specific DNA binding; DNA-binding transcription factor activity, RNA polymerase II-specific.